Galleria mellonella (greater wax moth) is the source of this 1380-nucleotide messenger RNA. Its product is annotated as carboxypeptidase B-like. The transcript is spliced from 5 exons. The record is from RefSeq and is a predicted model, not a curated record. Gene Ontology annotation, molecular function: zinc ion binding; metallocarboxypeptidase activity. Gene Ontology annotation, biological process: proteolysis. Bases 61 to 1347 code for a protein of 428 amino acids. NCBI's taxonomy places the organism in Eukaryota, Metazoa, Arthropoda, Insecta, Lepidoptera, Pyralidae.
UGAGAAGAUAUAAAGACUAACGUUUUAGACUUUUUGUUAAAUAGUGGAUGUGGUGGAACGAUGAAGGUGUUGGCAGUGUUACUUCUCUGUGUGGCGGUGUACGCCAAACAUGAACAGUACGCGGGAUGGAAAUCCUACUAUGUAGGACCAAAAUCCCAGGAGCAACUGCGAUCUAUUGGUCCCUUAGGCCAAGAAUUUGAGGUGGACGUUCUAGGAUAUGCUAAUUUAGAACGAGAGGGUGUGGUCCUCGUGAAGCCAGAACACCAAGAUGGAUUCAUCAAAGCGCUGGAGGAAAGAAACAUCACUUACAGGAUCCACUCUGCUGAUGUGAAAGCUGCUUUGGAUAUGGAUGAUAUAGCCAUCGAGACAAGAAGGCAAAAGAACAUCGCUCGUAAUGGUAAAGAGUUGCCAUACGACAAUUAUCAAGAUUUGGACGAGAUUUAUGCUUAUCUCGCUGAUGUUGCUAACCGUUACCCCGAUAGGGCCACUUUAGUCUCUGGUGGCAAUUCCUUCGAAGGCCGCCCCAUAUAUUACUUGAAAAUCUCCACCACAAACUUCGAGGAUGAAAGCAAGCCAGUCAUCUUCAUUGAUGGUGGUAUUCACGCAAGAGAAUGGAUCGCUCCACCCACAGUUACGUGGGCUAUACACAAGCUGCUAGAAGACGUGACAGAAACCGAUCUUCUGGAGCGAUUCGACUGGAUCCUGUUACCUGUAGUUAAUCCAGACGGAUAUAAAUACACUUUUACAGACACUCGCUUUUGGCGUAAGACCCGUUCUACUGACCAAAGCAGUAUUAGUACCACCUGUCCAGGAGUCGACGGUAACCGCAACUACGAUUUCUUCUGGAACACAGUCGGAACUAGCAAUGUUGCUUGUGCUGACAAUUACGCUGGCAGCCGACCUUUCUCCGAAGUCGAGACACGGGUAGUCCAAAGCCUUCUGCAAGAGAACCUCCACAGACUAGCUCUGUACCUAACUAUGCAUAGCUACGGAAGUAUGAUUCUCUACCCGUGGGGGCAUGAUGGCAGUUUGUCCAAUAACGCCUUCGCACUCCACGUGGUUGGAGUCGCUAUGGCCGAUGCCAUCGCCGCCCAUGCCUUACCUAAUUUCCCUAGAUAUGUAGUUGGUAAUGCUGUACUCGUAAUUGGAUAUGCAGCAUCUGGAGCAGCCGAGGACUACGCUCAUUUGAUUGGUGUCCCUCUAUCUUACACUUAUGAGUUGCCUGGUCUCGCCGGGGGUCUUAAUGGUUUCCAUCUAAACCCAAUUUACAUUGAGCAGGUGUGCCGUGAAACUUGGGAAGGUAUUGUAGUUGGUGCAAGACGAGCUGGCGAUUUAUUUGUUCCAUAAUUAUAUAGUAAUAAAAUAAAAUAAUAAUAAUAA